Guyanagaster necrorhizus is the source of this 1098-nucleotide messenger RNA. RefSeq lists its product as uncharacterized. The record is from RefSeq and is a predicted model, not a curated record. Gene Ontology annotation, biological process: developmental process. NCBI's taxonomy places the organism in Eukaryota, Fungi, Basidiomycota, Agaricomycetes, Agaricales, Physalacriaceae. The coding region runs from base 47 to 874 and encodes 275 amino acids. The transcript has 6 exons.
CGUAAGCCUCUUGGACGCUUGCCUCUCUUGACUUAUGACUUCCACGAUGGACACCGAUGCUCAAAACCCUACCCAGCCGUACACGAUUCUGCGCAUCAAGCGUAAACGACAUGAAGAACCUCUUGAUGCCCUUGUCGUCGAGUCGGGCAUUCGUCGCAAGAAAUCUCGCGGUGGCAUGGGGGUGUUCAAGUUCGCGCAGACUGUAGAAGAUAGGGCUUGGAGUGAUCAGAAGUUGCACCAACAAAUACAAGACAAAGUUUCUCGGUUGUCUCGAGAGGCACCGGUUCUGACGCCAGAAACGAACCAGCCGUCUGUUCCCCAGCCUGCGUCGUCGCCUACCAGUAGCCGGCGUCUGUCGACCGACUUCAAUCGGAGGUAUACGAUUAUAGACCAAGAAUGCGAAAGUAUGCCUCCAACUAGCCCACCCAAGGUCAUCUCUACCAAAGACCUGCCUCCUAAGGCCACAAAUCCGAAUUUACGCGUGUUCGAUGCUAUACCGGAAGACGGUCAGAGUUCUCAUGUGAUGGAUCUAGAGAUGGAAAAGAUCAUGCCUAUGCUUAAAGCAUAUCUCAACAUUGACGAUGUUGUAGCCUCAGAACCAGCUCCCGAGUCGGAGGACUAUGUUUGGGACGUCUUCUAUCAUAGACCCUCGACUCUGAGUGAAUGGAACGAGGCUGCCACCAUUGGGACACUAACGGGUCUUCCACACUCUCUCAUGGAUCGUUAUGACCUUGACUCCGACUCUGAAGAAGAGGAUGAAGCGGACGAGGAUUCAAAUGCGGAGGAAUAUUACAAAAACGAUUAUCCUGACGAAGAAGAAUUAUCAGACUGGAGCGGCAGUAGCGGUAUGUUUAGUAACACUUCGUUUGCUUGAUACUAGCAUUUUAUCCUGGCAGACGACUUCCAUGAACACUCGGAUAAUGACCAACUUUAUCAGUAUGAUUCAGACUAAGGCUUCAGACCCAAGAAACUUUACUAUCAGCUCAUGUAUAGACAACUUUCCAUGUGCAUCUUGGCAUACUUUUCAUGUAUACCUCACAGCAUUUCAUGUAGCCAUAAACUGUACAUUUCCCACAAUUUAGCAACUAUGUGUUCUCA